This is a messenger RNA of Amphimedon queenslandica, 1589 nucleotides long. RefSeq lists its product as uncharacterized. Gene Ontology annotation, molecular function: peptidyl-aspartic acid 3-dioxygenase activity. The transcript has a single exon. The record is from RefSeq and is a predicted model, not a curated record. Bases 120 to 1403 code for a protein of 427 amino acids. Gene Ontology annotation, biological process: peptidyl-aspartic acid hydroxylation. Gene Ontology annotation, cellular component: endoplasmic reticulum. NCBI's taxonomy places the organism in Eukaryota, Metazoa, Porifera, Demospongiae, Haplosclerida, Niphatidae.
GAGCAGAAGAAAAGGAGAGAAAGACGCCCUUUUCUAAUAACAGAAGCCAAACACGAGAGUAAAAGGUAAGGCAAGCAGAAGUCACUGGUCACUGAGCUUUUAGGAACCGCUUUCAGUGGAUGAGCUUAAUCACUAGCCCGAGGAGAUACUCUCUCCUCCUUCACAGCCUAGUGCUGUCACUGCUACUCAGCUACAGCAGCGUCCAUGUCGACGGUAAAAAGGAAAAAGAAACACUCCACCGGCUCCCCAUAACGGGGCAGGCUGACCUGGUCUUUAAAGUUGGAGACAAUCCAUGCAAGGUGCUCAAAAAGUAUUGCAAGUCCCUUCAACCUCGCUUCACGUACGAAACAUGCUUCAGCCAGCUUCACCCAGUUGCAAUACAGCAGCUCUCACAGCUUUGGGAGAAGGUGAGGGAGAGACUGAAAGUAGAUGAGACUUUCUUCAUAGACUGCGAGCCUAUCAAAUACAUUGGCUCCAGCAAUGGGUUCUCUCCCGGAAUAUCUGUCACUGCAGCUCCUACCACACUCAACAAUGGAGGCUCUACAGCAACAGAUACCAGAAACAGCUCUGGGAUUAUAUCAGAAAUGCUUACGUACCUCAAGAGAGCAAUGGCAAUGGAUGCCGAUGCAUUGCAGACCUUCAACACGAGACGAAAUGAGCUCAAACUAACAGACUCUGAGCGCUACGAGCUCUAUCGUAAAGCUCUCCUCCUCUUACCUAACAAUUUGUUUGUAGUUGAUCAGUUUGGACUAGCUCUCAUGUACAUUGACUACGAAGCUCCAGCUAGAAAACUAUUCUCCAAUGCAGUCUCACGUGGAAUGUGGGGCAAUCCCCUACAGAGACCUGUGUCAAAAUAUGUCCCUGGACUGACCUCUCUCCCAUGGCAUGACAAAACCAACUACCCAUUCAUCACAAGACUGGAGUCUGGGUAUCAAGACAUAAAAGACGAGCUGCUUAGCAACUUAAAGGAGAGGAGGCACCUUUUUACGGAGGAAGCAGAGAACCUGCACGUAGGCGGAGACUGGACCGAACUGAGACUCAAGUCUUCCGGCCUUGGGUUCUUAAAGCACACAGAGUAUUUCCCAAAAACCAUGAGACACAUCGAGAACUGUGGACAAGACUUUACGAGCAUUAAAUUCUCUGCAAUCCAGCCAGGUACACACAUACGCACGCACACUGGGCCUACGAACGAGAGACUAAGAGUCCACCUGACACUAAUACACAAUGGAGGAGCAAGGAUCAGAGUAGGCACAGAGUGGCAUACUUGGGAGGAAGGAAAAGCAAUCAUUUUUGACGACUCGUGGGAACACGAAGUCAUCCAUACUGGUGACAGCAUCAGAGCUGUACUCAUUCUUGAUAUUUGGCAUCCCGAGCUGCCACCAUCACAACGCAUAGUGCACUAGUUGUAAGAGUGCAUAAUAGUGCUACUACCCACAACAAUAAAACUAUUAUUACUAUAUUAUAUAUAUAUAUUCUCUUUGUUUAUUGUAGAGUGGUUUGUGCCUUUCAUUUAUAUACUGUAUAUGCCACAAUCACUUACUCUUAUUAUAAAAGAAUUAUUUUUAUGACUGUAUAAAUACCAAUCCAAA